AAAUGGCUGCCGCCAGCCAAUCAGCUCCCUUCGCGCCCAGAGUUACUUUUCCAAAGUCGGUCAGCUCCGGAGACGCAACCGUUAAGCGGGCGGGACGUCGUGUCACCACCGAGUUGUAGCGGAGAAGGGGCGGCUAUCGGUUCUACCUUCUAGUGGAAGAAAACCAUCGAAAAGAGACUUGAAAAUGCCAGGCCAAAGAUUCAGCGAUGGAGAUGCUGCCAUGGCGAGAUGGCCGGGGAGCAACCUGUACUUUGAAAUCCAGAUCUUGUCGUUUGAUUCCAGCUCACAGCUUUAUUCUGUGCUGUUUAAGGACGGGACUGAUAUGAACAUUAAAGAAAGUGACAUUCGGUCCUUGCAUAUGUUCCGACCCAAGAAAGGUUCUUCCUCUCCUUCAAGAAGGAGAAGUAGAAGCAGAUCAAGAUCUCGCUCACCUGCGCGCACACCAUCUCACAGGCGCUCUCCGGGACGUACCCCAAAGACAGACCCAAAGUCAUCACCGCUUGUCCGAGAUAGUCGAAAGGGGGAUAUUUUAAAAGUUCACCUAACUCCACUGAAACCUAAAGAUUUUAUUGUCGAGACAAGAAAUGGCAAAGAUGCCAUUACAAGACAUGCCAAUCCCUACAGAGAGUCUCCAGUCAUUCAGGCAGAGGAGAAGCAGUUAAAGGUGGACGAACAGCAAAUGAAAAAUCUAAAGGUUUUGCGCUAUGUCCAAAGGAAAGAAUAUUUUGCAGAAUCUGAAAAUAAAGAUGUCAAUAAAGAAUUUAUAUUGAAACCAGAACCCACUAGGCAUAUUGUGCCUAUUGAGAAGCCUGUGGUAGAGUUUGGAGGAGCUAUAGGUGCAGCUCUCAUGAUGCUUUCCAUGCCCGCUCUCCUGUACUAUCUUCUGCAUAUGUGCGCCCAGAAGGAUGCAUCUCUCGGGAGUUUCUACCCGCACUGGGCAUUUCGUGACCUGUGGGACUCUACAGUCUUUGGAUAUUUUGCUCUCUGGAUACUGCUGCUUGAACUAUUCUACCUUCUUCCCAUUGGAACGAUUGCACAUGGUGUUCCGCUUGCAACUGGGAAGAGACUGAGCUACAGGAUCAAUGGACUUUUUGCACUGUUCUUCAUUGGCGUACUGGUUGCUGUGCUCUUAUACUAUAAGAUUAACCUUCUUUAUGUAUAUCAGCACCUUCAUCAAUUUGCUGCCUCUACCACUCUCCUCUCCGUGAUUUUAAGUGCGUAUCUGUUUGUACGCUCAAGGAAGGCCUCACAAGAAGAACUGUCUGCUGCAGGGAAAUCCAGGAAUUUGAUCUACGCGUUUUUUAUGGGCCGAGAAUUAAAUCCCCGUAUUGGCAAGUUUGACCUGAAGCAUUUCAGUGCGGUGCAUGCAGCGUUGAUCAGUUGGGUUUUCAUCAACUUCAUAAUGCUUUUGGCUGAAAUGGACAUUCAGCAGCUUGAGAGCCCAUCGACAUCAAUGAUAUCGGUGAACGCUUUCCAACUUUUGUAUGUUCUCCACGCUCUUUGGAAUCAGGAAAGUAUGUUAUCCUCUCCGGAUAUUGCGCACGAGGGGUUUGGCUUUAUGUUGGCAUUUGGUAACCUGGUGUGGGUUCCGUUUGCCUACUCUCUCCAAGCUGCGUACCUGGUCAAGCAUCCAGUGGAGAUUUCCUGGGCCGUUCUUGGAGCUGUUGUGGCAAUGAACACUUUUGGUUACAUCAUCUUCCGAAGUGCCAACAACCAGAAGAAUGCCUUUAGGAGAAAUCCAGAGGACCCCAGACUUUCAUAUCUGAAGAGCAUCCCCAGUUCAUGUGGCUCUCCACUCCUCGUCUCUGGUUGGUGGGGAUUUGUCCGACAUCCAAACUACUUGGGUGAUAUUAUCAUGGCCUGGGCCUGGUGUCUUCCCUGUGGAUUUAAUGAUGUUUUGCCCUAUUUCUAUGGAUUCUUUCUCACCGGUCUUCUCAUCCAUCGAGUGAGCAGAGUCGAGCACCAGUGUCGACAGAAAUACAGUCACGACUGGGACAAGUACUGCCAUCUAGUGCCUUAUCGUAUACUCCCCUAUGUUUACUAGAAAGGCAAAUGUUUAUAAUAUAUAUAUUGAGGUUUUUAUUGCUGAAGCCAUUUGUAAAUUUCAUAUUUUGUAUAUGAUGUCUUUUUUAAAGUUAUUUUUUUUAAUGCAGGUUGAAUGGAUAUAAUGCUUUACAAUUGUAUCUUAUGUGUCAUAACUUUGUUUUCUAUAAGAUAUCUUCUUAGUAGGAAAGAAGGUGCCCCCUCCAAACUGUAUUAGUUGUGAACUCAGAAACCAUAUUAUAGAGUUAUAGAUAUCCUGUGAUAAUGUGUGCAUCUAGUAUAGGUUGCACAGGAGCAUAAAGAUUGCCAUAUACAUGCGAUGGGUGUAUGCUGAUUGUGUACUCAGCCAUAAGUUAUCACUCCUGAUCUCAUCCAGGGUUAGCCGAGCAUGCAUGUGCUCUCAGUAGGAAAGGGGGAGAAAGCCACAACCAUACUCCUCUGGUAGCAGCUCAUCUCCCAGAGGACAAAAGGAUUGGGCAGUUGAAAUCCAACUUGCUUGAUGCCUUUGGCCCCCAACAUGUGCUGUCAGGGUGAAAAUCAGGAGGCCCUGUAAGCAAUAGAUGGGCAUCCACUCCUGCCAAAAUUGGUAGGUUCAGCUGACCUGCAUGUGUUCUGUAUGGACAGCUUUAGUUUCUCAUAAUCCCUUUAGAGCAGUGUUCCCCAACCUGUGCCUCUCCAGCUGUUGCAGAACUACAUCUCCCAGCAUCUGUUGGCAGUCUUCAUUGGUUGUGUGACUGUUUUAUAAAAUCUUCAGAGUAUAGUAAAUCCUAAUAGCAGAGAUUGGGAUCUUACUAUGCAUACAGCUGUUUCCUAUACAGACAGCCUGCAGCUGUUUCCUUCAGAGCUGAGGAAUGAAAUGCCUGAUGUACUUGCCCGGUUUGACCAGUGCAUGAACUUGGUAUUGGUGCGGGGACGAUGCUAACAGCCUGUGAAAUGAGCAAUUACAUUCACCUCGUAUGGAGCACUUGACAACAUUCCUCUGAAAUAUAAACUCCUUGACAAACCCCGCUGUGGGUUUCUCAGCACAAUUAAUGUGAAUUGGAUUUUUACAAAAUCCUAUGUACACAAUGGAAGGGUAAUCUGCAAAUUGCAGGUUUCAAAUUUAGUGCGAACCCUCUCUUCUGGCACAAACUCCACCAACUGCAAUGUGGAAGACUGAAUCCGUGGCUAAAUCUGUAGGGUUUUAAGAUAAUUUCUGAAACUGCGAAUAUCCACCGCUUGUGUACAUGGCAUAUAUGUUAAUCAUAAUCAGUUUUACAUUAUACGUUUUUGUUUUUUGUGCCAUUUGAUUUUCAUUUACAUUUUUUUUUUUUAUUACAUUGAAAUGAGUGGUCCUGUGGAGU
Molecule: messenger RNA, 3386 nt
Organism: Bufo bufo (common toad)
Lineage: Eukaryota; Metazoa; Chordata; Amphibia; Anura; Bufonidae
Gene: LBR
Product: lamin B receptor
Exons: 14
Coding region: 185-2044 (619 amino acids)
Biological process (GO): sterol biosynthetic process
Cellular component (GO): nuclear inner membrane
Molecular function (GO): oxidoreductase activity, acting on the CH-CH group of donors, NAD or NADP as acceptor
Source: RefSeq, a predicted model, not a curated record